AUGACCGUAGCCGCAGGGGACAGCGGAGACGAGGUGGUGGCCGCUCCACCAACCUCCGAGCUGGAGCACGAGUGCUGCGAGCGGGUGGUGGUCAACAUCUCGGGGCUGCGCUUUGAGACGCAGCUCAAGACGCUGUCGCUCUUCCCGGACACGCUGCUGGGAGACCCCAGGAAGCGGAUGCGGUAUUUCGACCCCCUGAGGAAUGAGUAUUUCUUCGACAGGAACCGCCCGAGCUUCGACGCCAUCCUCUACUACUACCAGUCCGGGGGCAGGAUCCGCAGACCCGUCAACGUGCCCAUCGACAUCUUCUCUGAGGAACUCCGCUUCUACCAGCUGGGCGAGGAGGCCAUGGAGAUGUUCAGGGAGGACGAGGGCUUCAUCCAGGAGAAGGAGCGCCCUUUGCCGGCCAACGAGUUCCAGCGCCAGGUGUGGCUUCUCUUCGAGUAUCCCGAGAGCUCGGGUCCAGCCCGGGCCAUCGCGAUCGUGUCUGUGAUGGUCAUCCUCAUCUCCAUCGUCAGCUUCUGCCUGGAGACCUUGCCCAUGUUUCGAGAAGAGGCAGAGCACCUCGGCGCCCCCCGACCCCAACACACCAACAGCACAGAGCCUUAUCAAUCCGGCACCUUCACUGACCCCUUCUUCAUCCUCGAGACCCUCUGCAUCAUCUGGUUCUCCUUUGAGUUUCUGGUCCGAUUGUUCGCCUGCCCCAGCAAGCCCAUCUUCUUCAAGAACAUGAUGAACAUCAUCGACAUCGUGGCCAUCAUCCCUUACUUCAUCACCCUGGGCACCGAGCUGGCAGCUCAACAGCAACAGCAUCAGGAGAAGGAGGAGGGAGCAGGGCAACAACAAGGGCAGCAAGCCAUGUCUCUGGCCAUCCUCAGGGUUAUCCGCCUGGUGCGAGUCUUCAGGAUUUUCAAGCUCUCCAGACACUCCAAGGGGCUGCAGAUCCUGGGGCAGACCCUGAAGGCCAGCAUGAGGGAGCUGGGGCUCCUGAUCUUCUUCCUCUUCAUCGGAGUCAUCCUCUUCUCCAGCGCCGUCUACUUCGCCGAGGCUGAUGAGAAAAUGUCCUACUUCAACAACAUCCCCGAAGCCUUCUGGUGGGCGGUGGUGACCAUGACCACCGUAGGCUAUGGGGACAUGUACCCCAUCACCAUCGGGGGCAAGAUUGUGGGGUCGCUGUGCGCCAUCGCCGGGGUCUUAACCAUCGCCCUGCCCGUUCCCGUCAUCGUCUCCAACUUUAACUAUUUCUACCAUCGGGAGACGGAGGGUGAGGAGCAAGCUCGGUAUCUACACAUCACCAGUUGUCCCCGGCUAAAGGCCAGCAGCGAGCUGCCGAGGAGUCCCAUCGCCUCUAGCUUGGACAAUGAUGACUAUAUGGAUCCCCGAGAAGCGGGCGACCCUCCCGAGGAGGACAGACCAGAGACUCCACAUUGCCUUUUACCCAACACCAACCAUGUCAACAUCACCAAAAUGCUGACUGACGUUUGA
Messenger RNA from Callorhinchus milii (elephant shark), 1485 nucleotides. Its product is annotated as potassium voltage-gated channel subfamily A member 2-like. Gene Ontology annotation, biological process: potassium ion transmembrane transport; protein homooligomerization. Gene Ontology annotation, cellular component: membrane; axon terminus; juxtaparanode region of axon. The record is from RefSeq and is marked provisional. Bases 1 to 1485 code for a protein of 494 amino acids. Gene Ontology annotation, molecular function: protein binding; delayed rectifier potassium channel activity. Lineage: Eukaryota; Metazoa; Chordata; Chondrichthyes; Chimaeriformes; Callorhinchidae. The transcript has a single exon.